AGUCGACAUUUCAGCUCGUUUCCUUACUGGUACGUCAAGGUUUCCUUUUCUUGCACUGCCUUAGAAUCGGCUUCAUCGAGUGAACCGGGAAUUUCCGCCGAACGCGUAGCGUUUUCCUCCCGCUUCUCGUACGCAAUAACCCAUCAUCCAGCCAUGGCGGCUGCCGCCUCUUCAGCCCUUCGCGUGCCACUUACUGCGCGUCUCGCCGCCUGCACCUCUUUUAAACGCCGUCCUAUUUCCCCUCUUCCCACCGCCCUCCAGCAGUUCCCGUCGCCUACUAAGAUCGCCCUUAGCUCGACACUACUAGCUCGGAAAUCUACGAAAUUCGCGAACUCGACGAAAUUCUUGUCUUCGUCGCCGGCAUCGCCGCGUCUGCCGGUGCAGCAGCUGCCUGCCGGUCGCCGCUCGCUCGUUGGGGUGACCUCAGCGGCUGCGACGUCUGCUUCUGAUCCGGCCGCCACGUCAGCGAAUUCCGACACGUCAGCGAAUCCCACCGCGUCAGCAGGGCCCGCCAUGGUGCAGACGGCGGUCCAGGAGACGAGCGCGGACGGCGCGUUCAAGCGCACGCCCUCCGCCUUCCGCAGCCUCAUCACCGCGGAUGGGUCCAGCGGCUUUCCCGCCGUUGCUGGAAGGUACCACCUGUACGUUAGCUACGCCUGCCCCUGGGCGUGCCGCUGCCUCAUGACGCUCAAGCUCAAGGGGCUGGAGGACGCCAUCUCCGUGACUGUGGUUGAGCCGGUGUGGAAAAAAACGAGGGAGGGGGAGGACCACUUCGGCUGGCCUUUCGUCCCCCCUGGCGGCACGGCAGUCGUGGAGGGGGCAGAGAGCGACCCCCUGAAUAAGGCUCUGUUCGUGAGGGAUGUAUACGAGAAGGCUGAUCCUUAUGCUGCCAAGUUUAGCGUACCGGUGCUGUGGGACAAGGAGACGGGCACCAUAGUGAACAACGAGAGCAGCGAGAUCAUGAGGAUGUUUAACUCCGAGUUCAACGCCAUAGCCAAGCACCCUCAGGUGGACAUCUACCCCGCUCACCUGCGGGCUGCAAUCGACGAGGUCAACGAGUGGGUGUACCCAUCGAUCAACAACGGAGUGUAUCGGUGUGGCUUUGCCACCAAGCAAGCACCCUAUGAGGAGGCCUUUAAGGAGCUCUUCUCAGCGCUGGGCCGCUGUGAGGACAUCUUGUCUCGCCAGCGCUUCAUCGCAGGGGACACUUUCACGGAGGCCGACAUCCGGCUGUUUGUCACGCUCAUUCGCUUUGAUGAGGUGUACGUGGUGCAUUUCAAGUGUAAUCGCAAUUUCAUCCGCGACUUCCCCAACCUCUUCAACUACACCAAGGAAAUUUUCCAGCUGCCCGGAAUAGCCUCUACAGUAAACAUGGCACAUAUAAAAUCGCACUACUUCCGGAGCCACCCAUCAAUCAACCCCUUUGGGAUUAUCCCUGGGGGUCAGGGUACCGACUAUACCAUGCCUCAUGACAGAAGCAGGUUGCCGGACGUGGCUCUCCCUUGUGGGAAGAUGUGAGUCGCAAGGUUGAAACCACCCGUGUGGGAAGGCUUGAGAGUGAGAAGAUUUGGUGCACAAUUUGACCAGUGCCGAGGUGCCACGUGGCAAACUGUGGAUGAGUGAAAUCAUUUAUGUUCUGUUGAUUUGCU
Molecule: messenger RNA, 1649 nt
Organism: Closterium sp. NIES-67
Lineage: Eukaryota; Viridiplantae; Streptophyta; Zygnematophyceae; Desmidiales; Closteriaceae
Source: the annotation of a GenBank genome assembly